This is a messenger RNA of Xyrichtys novacula (pearly razorfish), 2782 nucleotides long. The record is from the annotation of a GenBank genome assembly. Lineage: Eukaryota; Metazoa; Chordata; Actinopteri; Labriformes; Labridae.
CGAGAACGUCAAAGUCCCGCCCACACUUCCGGUAAACAGAUCCCUGACGUCUAGCUGUGACAGCUUAAGCUAGUGUUAGCUAACCAGCUGUACUGAAGAUCUUCUCUACGCAUUUGAUAUAUUCAGAUACUCUAAAAAUAAACAAACACUUGACGUUUCGACGUACAAAAUUUGCUGGUUUUAAUUAGCCGAGUGUUGGUUUGCUCAUGCUGUUCAGCUGGUAAUACAGCUAGUUUUAUAGUAACGCUAGCCCGGCGAGUACUCUUAUUACAGCUGAAAACGUAAAUAAUAAAUCCAAGCAAUGUCCGGACCAAACGGAGACCCAAACAUCUCUAUCGAUGAGGGUAUCAUCAACGACGAUGAUGACUUUGGCGACGAAGAAGGUAAUGGAGUCAAGAUUUCAUUUAUGUUAUCGAUGUUAUUUACAUCAUUAAAAAGUGAAGAGGUUAUUUCUGGGGGGAAAAAUUAUUGAAUUUUUAUUCUUAAAAUAAAACAGCAAAUUCUGAACCCUUUGACUGGAAGCGAUUUUGUAAAAUAGACGCCUUCUCGAGUAAGUGUCAGGUCAGGUGCAUGGUCACAUGAUGUCUCAAUGGGAUAUUAAAGCGAAGCAAAUGAAUUCAAAAGUUUGACUAAGUCUGUUUAAGUUAUAUCCACAGGUCAUAUAAUGUCAUUUAGCAGAACCAAGAGUUGUUUUUGCAUGUUGAGUCAAGUUGAGUCUGAUCGACAGGACCAAGUACUCGAGGCCACGUAAACCUUGAAGGCUAGCUGGUCAUCAAUCACGACACCCAGAUUUAAACUUAGUGUGCGUUGGUUUAUUUGAUCCAUAAUGGAUAUUGAUCUGUGGUUUUACAGUGGGACUGACAGGUUGAGCAGAGGGUGAUGUUCCCUCAUCUAUUUUGAAAUAUCAGCAAGGCAGGAUGAGAUUUCAAGCUGAGACAGUUGUGUUGUCAGGAAAAGCCAUGAGGGCAGAUGAUUGCACCAAGUAAUGUGUUGUAUAUUGAGAAAAGGAGGGGACCAAGCACUGAUCCUUGAGGCACCCCUGUUAAUAAGCAGUGCAUAUAGGACACUAUUCCCCCCCGUGAUACUCUUAAAGAUCUCCCUGUAAGGUAGGGCUUGAACCAUUGGAGGAGAGGCCCUGAGAUACCAAGAGAAGAGAGGGGGAUUUGUUGGUUUUCUGUGUCAAAGUUAGCAGACAGAUCCCUCCACCAACACUGCUUUGAGUUAAAAGAAAUGACUCAGUACUUAAAGUAAAAGUCAAAUAAACUUCAUUUUGCUUUUACUUGAGUAGAUUAAUGAAUUUUUGGUUUAAUAAAAUGCAAUACAACUUUUACUUGUGUAACCAUAGUUUUACUUACUUACCACUCUAUUCACCUAAUCUUUUUCACUUAAUCUAGUUCUGUCUCUGACUGUAAUUGGCAGUUAGUGUUUUAAAAUGCAAAACCAGUCCAGAAUAUUUAUUUGAUUUCUUAGAUUUAUCAUCUUUUUUGAAAUUUAGUUAUUUAAUUAGCUGUAUUGUUACUAGAAUUAAGGUGUCCGGCGUCUGAUUCAAGUUAGGACAUGCUCUGCUUUUGUCUGCCUGUUCUCGCUAGUUAUCCUUGAACUAUUACAGUAAGUGUCCAAGACAAAAGGCAUAAUCUUAGAUACUUUUAUCUAUGAUAGAAGCUUUUCAUCCUGCCUGAGAGAAAGACUGAUCUAUGCUGCUUAUCUCCAGAGUAUGAAGCGAUCAACUCCAUGCUGGAUCAGAUCAACUCCUAUCUUGAUGACCUAGAAGAGCGCAAUGAUUCACUCAAUGACAAACUGCAUGAACUGAUGGAGUCGAACCGACAAGCCCGGCUGGAUUUCAGGGCACAGCUCAUGGGCUGUCCGAACAAGGAAAGUCCUGCAGACGGGGACAAGUCCUCGCCUGAUAAAGGAGACGAGAAGGAGGACGAGGGGGACAGCAAAUGAGAGAAGCUGGACUAGGAAUAUUUAUGAAAGAUAACCUCAGACCUCCUGUGAUCCUUGGAUCUGCUUAGUUCAUACCUGUGUGAUUCAUCUGUGAACUGAAUGAAUUUAGGAAUCCCUCAGCAGACGUGUACUGAACUUAUUCCACCUGUCCUCUUUGUUAAACCGAGGUGUGCUGAUGUUUGGUUUUUGAAACAUAUCCACCUGGCCUCAAAACUUGAUUUGAUGACAUCUAGAGACAUUGGUGUAAAGUCAAACUUCGGCAUCAUAAAAACAAAUUCUGAGGUCAGAAUUACGCUUGAUAAAAAGAUAAAACUCCAAAGAGUGUAAUUGAAGCAACUCAAAACUACAAGAUCAUGCUUGCGCAUUUUGAGAUUUCCAGUAUUUGUCUUGAAAGUGAAACUUCAGUGUGCUGUGUUGAUUCAUUAGGUGUGCAUAUUCAGCUUCUUGAAAUAUUGUGUGUUUUUGUUCAUAUCAUCCCUGUAAGUCAACAUAUUACAUUCCAGUUGUCUACCAUUGUAUUAAAAUCUUGAACCAGCAGCAUGGCUGUAAAUCCUACUGUGCUUUACUAUUUUCUAUUUACUAUCUUCUGGAGUUACUAUAGAUAGGAUAAGUGAUGCGAUGUGAAAUACAUUUGUUUGUUUGUUUCUGUGAUUUGUUUGAAGAAAAAAAAGUCAACAAAGAAAGGGAAUUAUCAGACAUUUUAAUAUAAAUUAAAACGACCCCCAAACAGAAAAGAGACAUCCAAAAAUACAUUAAACUUCCAGCAGUUAGAAAACAAACUGUCUGUUCUUCUCAAUUUUGUCAGUAGCUGAAUAAAAAUACAAUAAGAAACAUA